AUGCAGGUAUCGAGCAUUGUUAAGACAAAAAGUACAACAUAUGUAGUCUUACAGGAGCUUGGAAGUGGAACUUAUGGCCGUGUAGUUAAAGCGUAUGACCAAAAUGAUCCAAAGAAAUUAGUAGCUAUAAAGUUCUUCCAUCUUGAAGAGCAUGAAGAAGAAGGUGUACCAGCUACUUCUAUUCGAGAAUUAGAUAUUUUGAAAUCUUUGAAGCAUCCAAAUAUUGUCAAAUUAUUUGAAGUCCAUUAUAGUCGUCCAUCUGAUGGACCUCCAUUAUUACUAGCUGUAUUUGAAUUGUGUGUAAAUGACUUAAAAAAACAUUGCAAGGCCUACACACAAACAUUAAGAGAAAGAUAUCCUGACCUUAGAAGUCCAAUUGCUGAGCAUACUCAGUGGGCAAAAGAACUAAUGUUUCAAUUAUUGAAUGGCUUAGCAUACUGCCACGCUCACAAUAUUAUGCAUCGUGAUCUGAAACCACAAAAUGUUUUAAUUGGAUUGGAUGGGAUUUUAAAACUAGGUGAUUUUGGGUUAGCUAGGGCUUGUAGGUUACCUCUACCAGAAUAUACUCAUGAUGUACUUACAAUGUGGUAUAGAGCGCCUGAAAUUUUGCUAGGUAUUAAUAAAUAUUCUCCUUCAGUAGAUGUUUGGUCAGUAGGAUGUAUAAUGGCUGAAUUAUUCAGAGGAGGACAUGCCUUAUUACCUGGAGAAUGUGAAAUUGACAUGGUUUGGAGGAUAUUUCGAACACUAGGAACACCUACUGAAGAAACAUGGUCUGGUAUAUUUGAAUUAAAAUAUUUUGACAAAGAUUUUCCAGUCUGGAAAUGCAAUGCAUUAGAGAACCUUAAGAAUUUAUGUAAAUUAGCAGACUCUUCAGCUCUAGAUCUUUUGUCAAAGUUGCUUGUUUGUAAUCCAAAUGACAGGAUAUCAUGCAGAAAUGCGUUGGAACAUCCGUGGUUCGAUGAUCUGGAUAAAUCUAAGUAUAUCAUGUGGAAUAAUAGAGUUAUUUUACCCAGAAUGAAUAAUAUAUUAAGUCUUUAUACAGAUGUGUCUAAUGAUGAGAAUAUCCAACAAAAUAACUCGAAUAAAUUAAGUGGAAAGUCAAGCUAUAAAACAACAGCUGAUAAGCGACGUAGGGAUUCUGAUAAAAGAGGUAUAAAUAAGAUGACAGUUGGAAAUAUUUAG
Cryptosporidium muris RN66 is the source of this 1182-nucleotide messenger RNA. Its product is annotated as cell division control protein 28, putative. The coding region runs from base 1 to 1182 and encodes 393 amino acids. Gene Ontology annotation, biological process: regulation of G2/M transition of mitotic cell cycle; signal transduction; regulation of gene expression. The record is from RefSeq and is a predicted model, not a curated record. The transcript has a single exon. Gene Ontology annotation, cellular component: nucleus; cyclin-dependent protein kinase holoenzyme complex; cytoplasm. NCBI's taxonomy places the organism in Eukaryota, Apicomplexa, Conoidasida, Eucoccidiorida, Cryptosporidiidae. Gene Ontology annotation, molecular function: ATP binding; cyclin-dependent protein serine/threonine kinase activity; cyclin binding.